AUGUCUCUACUUUUACUCCCGAUUGUUCUUUGUUUACCAGUAAACGUAACUGAACUUCGCUCCGCUCCUGGCAUAAAUUUUGAACAAGUAGGAACAACAAAAUUGAUAACAUCCCACUGGAAAGUGAUAAUCUAUUACGAUUUAGCUCCAUUUAAUACAGAGCUGGACAUACUAAAGGAUUCAACGUUGAAUCUUUUGAAGCUAUGUGAUCAAAGCAACUUAAACUCAACAUGCAAGUUUGUGGUUCAGCAUUUCCAGCAAGCAGAAAUUGAAUUAAGAACAGCAUUUGAAUUUAUGUCAAGCGCCCGAAAUAAGAGAGGGGCAAUCGAUUUCGUUGGGAAUAUAGCAAGCUCCCUGUUUGGAGUACUCGAUUCCAAUUAUGCAAGUGAUAUGUCGAAGACGAUCAAAAAUCUAGAAGAGAACGAUAAAAAACUCAAACAUCUGCUCAAAAAUCAAAUAUCAAUAAUCGACUCCACAAUUAACGUAAUAAAACAAAAUCAGAUAAGUCUCAAAAAUAACUUCCAGGAUAUAGAAAAUCAAUUAAACACGAUCUCCAAAAGGUUAGUUAAGGACGAACAUGAUCAAUUAUAUGGAAAAAUUAUUAAUAUGCUGACCAUCCAAAUGACAACCGCCACAAUAAAUUUGCAACGUGCGCAAUCCACAAUCAUGUAUGUUCUCAUUGAUAGUCAUCAUGAAAAAAUUAAUCCGCUUCUAAUUACGCCGCAACAGUUAAUAACGGAAGGAGAGAAAAUCCGAGCACAUUUACCGUCUCAUUUACAAUUUCCAGUAGAGCAAAAUGAUAUAUUAACUCUUUAUAAGCUGAUGCAAGUAACUGGGCAGGUAUCAAGUGACCAUGUAAUAUUCAAUAUCAUGAUACCACUCGUUGAACGAAAAAACUUUGAAAUAUUUCAUGUAGUACCUACCAAGGUAUUAACGUCAAUAAAGCCAUCAACAGAAUAUCUGGCUAUCAAUUCUCACAAGGAUAAAUACUUCCCCAUAACAAAAUUAGCACUGCAAUCGUGUAUUACAACUGAAGAGGACUGA
Molecule: messenger RNA, 1044 nt
Organism: Teleopsis dalmanni
Lineage: Eukaryota; Metazoa; Arthropoda; Insecta; Diptera; Diopsidae
Exons: 1
Coding region: 1-1044 (347 amino acids)
Source: RefSeq, a predicted model, not a curated record